Messenger RNA from Emiliania huxleyi CCMP1516, 411 nucleotides. RefSeq lists its product as hypothetical. The transcript has a single exon. Lineage: Eukaryota; Haptophyta; Isochrysidales; Noelaerhabdaceae. Bases 1 to 411 code for a protein of 136 amino acids. The record is from RefSeq and is a predicted model, not a curated record.
AUGAACGGCAAGGUCGGCGUCGUCGUCUCCGCGAGCGCUUCGACGGGACGCUUCGGCGUGCGCGUGGCGGGCGAGGCCAAGGCCCUCGCACUGAGGCGCGCUACGGCCCCUCCCCCACUCGCCGGAUCCUCUCUUUGGACACACCCCACGCCUCUGCCCUUCCGCAGGCCGGCCAACCUGGAGCCAGCGGCUGAGGCGGUGGAGGUGGGCAGGCUCAUCCUCAAGGCGGCGGAGUGGUCGCCGCAGUCGCACGAGCUCUUCCCGGAGCCGGCUCGCAAGUGGGCGGUCGAGGUGAUGCGGCUGGGCUACCUGAUCGCUUGGGACGAGGAGCGCUUCGACGGCGAGGGGGCGGCGCCGGGGCUGGUGGACCUCUGGCGCACACACGUGCUGCCGCACGCGGUGAGGCGCUGA